Molecule: messenger RNA, 3493 nt
Organism: Labrus bergylta (ballan wrasse)
Lineage: Eukaryota; Metazoa; Chordata; Actinopteri; Labriformes; Labridae
Source: RefSeq, a predicted model, not a curated record
CCGCGUUGAAUUGUGGGAUUGAAAACCUGGAACGACAACAAACUAUCUGCUCCUUACAACUCUCACGAUUACUUCUUUUCUCCUCCACAUUUGUGAAGUGUUUUUUGGUUACGCCAGCUCUCCGGGGGGGUGGGGGGAAAAGGAAAUGGAAAAUGUGCAUCUGGCAAUGGAGGAGGAUGAUCUUUACUCGGGCUAUAACGAUUAUAAUCCAACCUUUGACUCCGAGGAGUUGGAGAAUGAUGUGGACUUCCAGCAAGCUGUAAGGACAAGUCAUGGAAGAAGACCACCGAUGACUGCUAAAUUUCCUGGCACUGCCAUUGGAUCUCGGGCCUUAGGAACCUCCUUUGGGUCUCGAGUCCCUCUGGUCUCUUCGAUGGGAAGACCCAUGACUGGAGCUGUGCAGGAUGGAGCAGCUCGACCAAUGACUGCUGUCAGAGCAGCAGGUUACACGUCCUCCAUGGUCCGCGGCCCUGCCUUUGAUCCUCUGGGCCAGUCCAAGGGCCCUGCUCCUCCACUUGAAGCAAAGAAUGAGGACACGCCCGAGGAGAAGAUCAAGAUCCUGGAGAAGAAAGUGAACGACCUGAUCGAGGAGAGCUGCAUGGCACACAGCAUCGGAGCCUUACAACUGGCUCUUGAAAAAGGCAAAGAGGCUGGGAGGAAGGAGAGGGCCCUCGUGAGACAGAGGGAACAGUCUGGGAAUGCUGAGCACAUCAGUUUAGACCUCACCUACUCUGUUUUGCUUAACCUUGCCAACCAGUAUGCAAACAAUGAAAUGUACCCAGAAGCCCUGAACAGCUACCAGGUCAUCGUGAAAAACAAGAUGUUCAGUAAUGCAGGCCGUCUGAAAGUCAACAUGGCCAACAUUUACGUCAAACAGAAGAACUACCCUAAAGCCAUCAAGUUCUACCGCAUGGCGCUGGAUCAGAUCUCCAACGCUCACAAGGAAAUGAGGAUCAAGAUCAUGCAGAAUAUUGGAGUGGUCUUUGUCCGCAUGGGUCAGUACUCAGACGCCAUAACGUCUUUUGAGCACAUCAUGAGCGAGAGUCCAAACAUCAAGACCGGCUUCAACCUCAUCCUGUGCUACUUCGCCAUCGGGGAUAGAGAGAGGAUGAAGAAGGCCUUCCAGAAGCUCAUCUCUGUUCCUCUGGGCAUUGAUGAUGAAGACAAGUACAUCCCGACUAAUGACGACACCAGCUCAAACAUGGUCAUUGAAGCCAUUAAGAACGACAAACUUCAUCAGAUGGAAAGAGAUCUGAAAGUCCUGGCUGAGAAGUACAUCAUGACUGCAGCCAAGCUCAUCGCUCCGGCCAUCGAGACAUCUUUUGUCACUGGAUUUGACUGGUGUGUGGAAAUGGUGAAAAGUUCUCAGUAUGUCGAGCUUGCAAACGAUCUGGAGAUAAACAAAGCCAUCACCUACCUGAGACAGAAGGACUUUAACCAGGUUGAGGCUGUGGAGACACUGAAGACGUUUGAAAAGAAGGACAGCAGAGUGAAGAGUGCUGCAGCCACAAACCUCUCUUUCCUCUACUUUUUGGAGAAGGACUAUGACCAGGCUGACCGAUAUGCCGACCUCGCCAUGAAUGCUGAUCGCUACAACCCCGCAGCACUUAUCAACAAAGGCAACACGGUGUUCGUCAAGCAAGACCACGAGAAGGCUGCAGAGUUCUUCAAAGAAGCUCUGAGGAACGACUCGUCCUGCACGGAGGCCCUCUAUAACCUCGGUCUAACAUAUAAGAGACUGAAUCGUCUGGAGGAGGCUCUGGACUGCUUCCUGAAGCUCCAUGCUAUUCUGAGGAAUAGCGCCCAGGUCAUGUACCAGCUGGCCAACCUAUAUGAGCUUCUGGAAGACACUCAGCAGGCCAUCGAGUGGUUAAUGCAGGUCAUCAGCGUAACUCCCACUGACCCCCAGGCACUGGCCAAACUGGGAGAGCUGCACAGUGGGGAGGGGGACAAAUCCCAGGCUUUCCAGUACUACUACGAGUCCUUCAGGUACUUUCCCUCCAACAUUGAUGUGAUAGAGUGGCUUGGUGCUUACUACAUCGAGACGCAGUUCUGUGAAAAGGCCAUUCAGUACUUUGAAAGAGCCACACUCAUACAACCCACCCAGGUGAAAUGGCAGCUCAUGGUGGCAAGCUGCUACAGGAGAAGUGGAAACUACCAGAAAGCUCUGGAAACGUACAAAGACAUUCAUUGCAAGUUUCCAGAAAACGUCGAAUGCCUGCGUUUCUUGGUGAGGCUGUGCACCGAUAUGGGACUCAAAGAAGUCCAAGAAUAUGCCACCAGGCUGAAGAAGGUGGAGAAGAUGAAGGAGAUCAGAGAACAGAGGGUGAAGUCCGGGCGGGAGGGCAGCACCAGAGGUCGGAGAGAAGGCAGAGAGGGCAGCGCUGGGAGUGCUGACAUGGAAGUUAAAGCAGUUUCUCAAUCUGAGCCUAAACAACUCAGUCCACUGUUGGACUCAGGGAGAGACAGCGGCCACAGCAGCAACAGCACUAAAGGAGAGCGUCUGAGCGCCAAGAUGAGGUCACUUCCUGGUUCGAAUGAGCCCUACGAGGCGAGCAGCCCGAAAGAGAUCGAUGCAUCUUACGUGGACCCUCUGGGGCCUCAUAUGGAGAGGCCGAAGACGGGCGCCAAGAGACGCGUGGAGGACGACGACUUCGCAGACGAAGAGCUCGGAGACGACCUGCUGCCCGAGUAGAUGCUCUGACCCCUUCAGACCAAACUGUCAGAACAUUUUUAUUAAGUCUUCUGAAAGGCAGGACACCCAAAACGUUACAGGAUGUUUUAUAUUUCAGGGAGUCCAGUCACUCUGCUGUUGUGACUUCUGAGUGUAGGAGUGUGAUGUUUAAUAACUCAUCUUUGCCUUAAAUCUGAAUAUCUUUAGUUGUAAAUCUGAGGCUCAGUUCUCGAAGAUAAAUAUUUAUUUAGAGUUCCUGCAUACAUGCAAAGCUCUACAGCUGUUUGCAUUUCCAUCGUCUUCUAUUAGGACAGUUUUCUUCCAGCUCUGAGCUCCUGCAGAAAACAUUUAAAAACCACUGACAAAGAAAUUCAAGUUUUCAAAUUCGACUCUGAGCUAACAGUGAUUACAAACAUAUUGGAUGGAGUGUUUAUAAAUUCCUGAGUUUUCUGGAGAACACUUUUCCUCCCACGAGUACAACUUCUUCAGCGCUCACCCGAUACGCUCGUGAACGCCCUCACACACCCUGAAAGCCCUUGAAUCCAGCGAUGGGGCGCAGAGCCAAAACAAUGAGAAACAUAUCGCUGUCCUGGUCAUUUGGACUGCGCUGUAUGUUUCCAUGUGUGAGCGUGGGAACCUUCUGGAAAAUGCAUCAACAUGGAGAUACCAAACCCAGAGAAAUACGUCCAUGUGCCGCCCUGUUCCUGUAGUUUUAUACAUCUUCUACUUAUUCUAAAGAAUGUUGGAGUGUAAUAUUUAUUUUUCUAGUUUGUUACUUUGUUGAUGUACAUUAUAUCAUUAAAAUAUUUCAAUACUUUA